Molecule: messenger RNA, 1661 nt
Organism: Talaromyces stipitatus ATCC 10500
Lineage: Eukaryota; Fungi; Ascomycota; Eurotiomycetes; Eurotiales; Trichocomaceae
Exons: 2
Coding region: 100-1431 (443 amino acids)
Source: RefSeq, a predicted model, not a curated record
AUCCACAAAACACUACGAAGUGCACAGUACGUACAGCCUCAGAAAGCAUAUCGAUUAUAAAACACCCAGCAGAUCUUCGGAAAAAGAAAUCCUAAGAUAAUGCCUCGUGCACGAACAAAAUACAUAUGGCCGCCACCGAUCCUCGCUAACGACACCGCUAUACUUCCUCCUCAGCGCGCAGAUGCGACUACUACUCCGACGAUUACUAACGCCACCAACAGUGAACCUCGAGGGAAGAAACCGAGAUUAGCAGCAUCGAAACGCAGAACAACUAGUCAGCGGAAUACGCCUGCUUCAGAAGACCGUGGAGUAUCUCGCGCUGGGGACAACCAAGACAAGGCAGACAAAGCUGGAGAGGAAGCAGUUGAAUGGGAUCCUGAUUCAGAUACAGCACCACCGUCUGUGGAAGUUGCCAUCGCAGCGUAUGCGCGCAUACCCAUGGAGACACAAAUACAGCGAUAUCGUGAAUGGAGGCGCUUCGGCUCAAUUCACGAGGACUUUUGUAUGGCGUGCCGCAAGUCCGGACCCGAAAAUCUGGUUCCUUGUUUCACAUGCAGUAAAUCCUUCCAUGAUCGUUGUAUACCGCGCGGUUCACUAUACAACGAGAGGAGACAGUGGUUUUGCGCGGUCUGUGUCCAUCGCAACUGGCAUGAACAACCGCCGACCUUAACACCCCCUGCGUCGCCGUCCCCCGAACCCUUGGCGGAUAAUAAUCAGCAGACACAAGGGAACCCGAGGAAAAGAGGCAACGCGCAUCUAGCCGAUCAGGAGGAAAAUGCGACGUCUACAGGAAAUAAUUCGCAGGCCUUGUCUAUACUCGCUGAAAUAUCGCGCUCAAUGUCUCGAGGGGAGACGCGACGUGCAAAUGUGCCUUCGCAUCGGUUUCCAGAAGUAUCUGCGCCGUAUUCGCCCAAUCCUUCUUCUAUUACCCUACCAUCUAUAUCCACUAGACCCGAGUUUGGUUUAACAGCACCAUCUCCUUCUGCGUACGUCGGCGGUGGUGGUUCAAUAUUGGACUCGCAUGCUCGCAAAUCCAAAUUCGCGACUUUAUCUUCCGAGGUCGAUUCCGCGCUAUGGGUACUCUACCGCGAACUAGAAAGCGUAACAUCGCUACGACAAAGGAUCGGAGAACUUGAAUCCGAAAUUGUCAAACUCCGCCAGGAUGUCAGUAUCCGAGAUAAUCAACUUAUCCUUUCGCGGAGGUCGAUGUCGGUGCAUGGUAGCCUACCCAAUGGCAUCUCGCAAACUGAGAUUGAUCGAUUACGCGUUCAGGCUGCUAAGGUAGAGGAGGUCACGAGACAGACAGAGUCUUUGCGUGCCAAAAAUGAGGCCUUGGAAAAAGCCUUGGAAGAGGCAAAAGCCGAAUCAGCAAGUAAAGAUAAGACUUUGAAUGAAUGGAAAGGUCGGUUAGUGAGCUUGAUUGGGAAUUAGGAUAGCUGUUCUUCUUUCGAUAUUUCAGUCCCAUUUGUUAUGCACCUUCUGGAGUUUAUGUCCCAUUUUUGAAUGUGUUAUGGAAGAUACCAUUUUGUUUGAGUGCUUUGUUUGUUUCCCUUGUUGGCAUUUAGCAUGUUUGGACAUUUCUAUAAAAAUCGUCGUGCUUUUUUUGGUACUCAUUUAUUCGUCUAGACCUUUACCUGUAUAUGUAGGUAUAGAAAACCAGC